AGCAAUGCCCCGAAAAUACCAGAGGCUACCGGGAACUCGUUAAUACAAAAAUUAUUCUGACGCGACGUUGCAAGAAGCUCUUCACAGUAUACGAGCGAAAACACUUAGCAUACGGGAUGCUGCGGAAAGAUACGGAAUUCACCGCAAUACGCUGUUUCACAAACUCCAUAACCGACAUAGCCGUCCUUCUGGUGGACAAACAGCUCUAGAAAAGGAAGAAGAGGAGUCAAUUAUUGCACACGUAAUUGCUAUAUCAACUUUUGGUUUCCCCGUGACAGCCCAUGAUCUGCGAUGUAUUGUGAAGACAUACCUAGAUAAGAGGGGUAAGAAUGUAAAAUGUUUCAAAGAUAAUUUUCCAGGAAAAGAAUGGGUGACAUCAUUUCUGUCUAGACAUAAGAAUAUAUUGGUUAAUCGAGUUGCUACAAACAUAAGCGUUUCAAGGGCUGCAGUAAACCGUGAAACUAUAAAUAGUUUUUUCGAUAAUCUCGAAAGAGAGUUAGAGAAUGUCCCUCCAUCAAAUCUCUGGAAUUAUGAUGAGACGAAUCUUUCUGACGAUCCUGGUGCAUCUAAAGUUAUUAUACGACGAGGCACAAAGUAUCCUGAGCAAAUACGCAACUCAACAAAGGCGUGCACUUCAUUAAUGCUGGCUGGAAAUGCAGCUGGAAAAGUUACACCAGUUUAUGUUGUAUACAAGUCUGAAAAACUGUGGCAAACUUGGAUGGAGAAUGGACCUGAAAAUGCUAGGUACAGCAGAAGCAGAUCCGGCUGGUUUGAUUACCAAUGCUUCGAAGAUUGGUUUGUUAACCUGAUGCUGCCAAUACUUAAAAGACAAGAAGGCAAAAAAGUCCUGCUAGGUGACAAUUUGAGUUCACAUUUGAAUAUCGAAGUGAUUAGACAGUGUGAAAACAACAAUAUAUCCUUUAUAGCAUUGCCUCCACAUGCAACAUACCUUUUGCAACCAUUAGACGUUGCUUUCUUUCGGCCAAUGAAAGGUAGGUGGAGAGCAAUUCUACAUGAAUGGAAAGACAGUAUGAUUGGUAGCAGAUGUGGAACAAUACCAAAAGACCAAUUUCCAGCUUUGUUAAAGAAAUUGAUGGUCUCCAUGAAUGACAGGGGAGCUGUGGGAGAAGAAGAUGCCACCACUGUGGUAGAGAAAGAUGCCGCCGCUGUGGAAGAAGAAGAGGCCACCACUGUAGGAGAGAAAGAUGCCACCGCUGUGGCAAAGGAAGAAGUAGAUAAGCCAAAUAUAGCGGACUACGUCAUUAUCCAAUACGAGAGGUCUAUGUUUCCAGGAGUGGUCACUGGAGUGGAAAAGCAAGGUGUGAAUGUCAGCUCCAUGGAGAAAUGUGGAAGAUUUUGGAAGUGGCCAGACCGGGAAGACUAGCUCAUGUACGAAUUUGCUGAUGUUAUACAAACAAAAAUAAAUGCACCCGUCCAAAUUUCUCGAAGAGCAAUUUUUCAAGUGCCUGAAAUGGACAUUUAUGUGAAUAAAUAGAAUUAUUACCGAUUCAAAAUGAUUUAUUUUACUUCUAUUUUUAAAAUUUGUGUAUAAUAACAUUUGUUUUUAUUAUUAAUAAAGCUUUCU
Molecule: messenger RNA, 1585 nt
Organism: Diabrotica virgifera virgifera (western corn rootworm)
Lineage: Eukaryota; Metazoa; Arthropoda; Insecta; Coleoptera; Chrysomelidae
Exons: 2
Coding region: 641-1384 (247 amino acids)
Cellular component (GO): nucleus
Molecular function (GO): DNA binding
Source: RefSeq, a predicted model, not a curated record